This is a messenger RNA of Helianthus annuus (common sunflower), 318 nucleotides long. Its product is annotated as DNA polymerase zeta processivity subunit-like. Lineage: Eukaryota; Viridiplantae; Streptophyta; Magnoliopsida; Asterales; Asteraceae. Bases 1 to 318 code for a protein of 105 amino acids. The transcript is spliced from 2 exons. The record is from RefSeq and is a predicted model, not a curated record.
AUGAACUUGGUGGUUCAUCGUGCCCGACACCCGCAGCUUCAUUGUUACACUCAUGAGUCUCUCGAUGCCAUGGUUUCUUACUUUGAACACGGGAUGAAUGAGAAUGUUGCGGUUAUGUUUUUUGAUAAUGAUAAAAUUCCAAUCGAGAAGUUUGUGUUCAAGAUCAAUGUGAACCGGGUUCAAGGGGAAAUGAUGGAAGAAGAUGCAGAUCUGGAGUCCUCCCUGAGAUCAUUCUUGAUCAAGCUUUCUCAAUCCGAAACGCUUUCGAAAGGUUCGGCUCAAGGUUCCGAGAGGGUUUGUGUUUUUCCGGCGGGGUGA